This is a messenger RNA of Mesorhabditis belari, 240 nucleotides long. Lineage: Eukaryota; Metazoa; Nematoda; Chromadorea; Rhabditida; Rhabditidae. The record is from the annotation of a GenBank genome assembly.
AUGGUUUAUUCAAAGAUCUAUCGUGAGAGUUCAAAUCCAAAUCGGCUUUCCAUUCGAAGACAACAACUUUUGGCAAUGAUGUCAUCAAAACUUAUGCUUCUCUGCCUUCUCGUUCUCUUUUGUGGACUGAUGAUCACUGUGGAAGGCGGUUGCUUUGAUUGUGCGCGCCGUAUUUGUGGACCCCCGUGUGCGACUAGUCAAUCGGCAUGCCAAAACUGCAGGCAAAUCGAUUGUGGAUGC